AAAUGGCCUCGAGCGGAAGUUUGCCCGCCCCUAGCGGAAGUGAUCAUGCCCCGAGCGGAAACGAGCAAGCGCCGCGCGCACGCGCUCCGGCUACUGUCUCGCCGCAGUGUCUUCGACUUUGCGGGUUUUGGAGGGUGCGGGGCGGAGGGGCAGGGGGGACCUUGUGUCCAGACCCCGACUGGCCCAUGGCCGCCCCGCAGCCCCACACGACCUAGCUGCGCGUGUGCCCGCGGCACAGCGGAUGUGGCGACGCGGGUUCGCGUCCCGGGGGCGGGGGCACGGGGGUCGGCAGGGUCGUGACCUCUCCCCUGAGCUGACCCCCGUGUACCCUAAACCUGGGGGAGGGGUGCGAUGCAGUCACUGAUCUCACCGGUGACCAAGGCCAUCCUGGUGGCCCUUUUCAUCUUCGCCAUCCUCCUCAUCCUCUACGUCAUCCUGUGGUACAUCUGCCGCGACGCGGACUGCGAUCACGGGCUGUGACCCUGGAGCAACCUUGAGCUGACUUUGAGCUUUUUGGGGGAGAGGACUCGGGGGAGAAAUUUGCAGUGGUGAGGAAAUGCAUCAAUAAAAGUUGCUGGAAAUGAAUUUGCAGCUGAGUUCAUGAGAAACAGAAGAAAAGGCCAAGAGUGUUGGCUAGAAGUAAUUCAUGAAAUUGCUGUGCUUGAAUUAGCACAGGAUAAUCCUUGGGUCAUUCGUUUUCAUGAAGUUUAUGAGAUUUCAUCACAUGUGGUCUUGGUUCUGGACUGUGCUACUCUAGGUGAAACCUUUGACCAGUGUGUUACUCAUAGAUGUGGCACCUCUAGCAAAAAACACGCUCAAAAAUUCAUGUGGCAGAUCUUAGAAGGUGUUCUACACUCUCAUGAUGUGAUUCCUGUUCAUUUGAAGAUGCAGAGGAACUACAGACAGGUGGGGGCCGGUGCUGUGGCUCAACUGGCUAAUCCUCCACCUUCAAGUGCUGGCAUCCCCUAUGGGUGCUGGUUCAUGUUCCAGCUGCUUCACUUCUGAUCCAGCUCCCUGCUUGUGGCCUAGGAAAGCAGUGGAGGAUGGCCCAAGUCCUUGGGACCCUACUCCCAUGUGGGAGACUCAAAGGAGGCUCCUGGCUGCUGGCUUCAGAUCGUCUCAGCUCUGGUCAUUGAGGCCAUAUGGGGAGUGAAUCAGCGGAUGGAAGAUCUUCCUCUCUGUCUCUCUUUCUGUCUGUAAUUCUGCCUUUCCAAUAAAAAUGAAUAAAUCUGAAAAAAAAAAAA
Molecule: messenger RNA, 1244 nt
Organism: Ochotona princeps (American pika)
Lineage: Eukaryota; Metazoa; Chordata; Mammalia; Lagomorpha; Ochotonidae
Product: serine/threonine-protein kinase 17A-like
Exons: 4
Coding region: 601-1005 (134 amino acids)
Biological process (GO): positive regulation of apoptotic process; intracellular signal transduction; protein phosphorylation
Cellular component (GO): nucleus
Molecular function (GO): ATP binding; protein serine/threonine kinase activity
Source: RefSeq, a predicted model, not a curated record